AUGGAAUUCGACGAGUCGUUUCCACUGGAUGCACCUGGAAUCUGUCGCCCUCCGAGACCCUUGGCCAUCACCACGACUGCUCCGGAGCCUUCGGAUGACUUGACGGUACAGCUUGCAGCAGAUGCUCGUUCUCUUCUGGCUGCCCUGCGUGCAGAUCAACAGGCUCGGAGGCAACAAUGCAAGCAGGUUUCACUGGGUUUGGGAGCGCUUCUGGCGGAAGCCGAGGAGGCGAAGAGAACUCAAGGCACGUUCGGAGCCAGCAGUUGCAGGAGCUGCAGCUUGAUGCUUCAGGAAGUGGCGGAUCUGCAGACCAGGUACGCGACUGCUGAGGCCGAACUACAUGCCGAGUCGCUUGAGGUGAGAACUGAUGGCAGCGUGGAAGAGUUCGCCAGGGCAUGCGCAGAGGUGCUGCUGGGUGCUGGUGCUGCAGAGGAGCAGGCAGCAAUGGAGGCAAGACAGGCACUGGAGGUGGUUCAGCACUACCAGGCCAAGGUGCCAAAUCUGGAAUCUCGUGAAGAACUGGCAUCACGCCGAUCGGAAAUCGUGGAGGCUCAGCAGGCACAGCUCCUCGCAGUCAGUGAAGAGAGGGCAGCACAGGCCUUCCGUGCUGCUUGUGCCGAAGAAGAGUUGACGAGGAUGCGGGAGUGGAGCUUGGCAUAUGAAGCCACAGCGAAGGCAGAAGCUCUCACAGCGCAGCGUUGCCGAUCUGAGAUGGCAACAGCCAUGCAGGAGCUGCAGCGCUUCCACCGCAUGCGCCAGCUGCAGCAGAGUCUGAGCCUCCCUCAGGCACAGCCGUCGCAACUUCGACUUGAGUCAAUUCCGGAAUGUGGGAACUCGACAGGGUCUUGGGGAGAGGAGGAAUGUGAAAUUGACGACCAAGAUGCUGAAGGCGGCAGAGAGCUUGAGAACAUGCCAGGAGAACAGUCCGCCUCUCUCGCAUCCACCGAAGCCGAUGAAAAUGAUCAGGAAGAGAUGAAGGCCCUCAUCCUGAAGUUGCAAGGGGAACUACUUGAUGCAGAGGUUGACCGUGCCAGGGCCAUGGCUCAGCGAGACGAGGCGCAGGAAGCAGUUGCUGCUCUGCGAAAGGAGAACGAAGCCUUGGUUCUGGCAAUGCAGCUGCAUUCCGCGUGCCCCGAUCCGGAG
Messenger RNA from Symbiodinium sp. CCMP2456, 1143 nucleotides. The record is from the annotation of a GenBank genome assembly. Lineage: Eukaryota; Dinophyceae; Suessiales; Symbiodiniaceae.